Taeniopygia guttata (zebra finch) is the source of this 850-nucleotide messenger RNA. RefSeq names its product crystallin alpha B (gene CRYAB). Lineage: Eukaryota; Metazoa; Chordata; Aves; Passeriformes; Estrildidae. The record is from RefSeq and is a predicted model, not a curated record. Gene Ontology annotation, molecular function: structural constituent of eye lens. Gene Ontology annotation, biological process: protein refolding; negative regulation of apoptotic process; response to heat. Gene Ontology annotation, cellular component: cytoplasm; nucleus.
CUCAGACAGCUACUGGGCACCGCCGAAGGGCCAGCCCAGGAGUGGGACAAUAAAAUCCCUGACACCACUGUUCAAGAGGCCUCGGGGGGGUGGAAGGCCAGGCCAGCUGCAGGGUAUAAAGCUGUUCCCGCUCCCGGCACAGCACUGCAGCACAGUUGUUGGCCAGGCUCCUCCAGCGCUCUCCAAUGGAUAUCACCAUCCACAACCCCCUGAUCCGCAGACCUUUCUUCUCCUGGUUGGCACCCAGCCGUAUCUUUGACCAGAUUUUCGGGGAGCACCUGCCGGAGUCGGAGCUGCUCCCUGUUUCCCCCAGCUUCAGCCCCUUCCUGAUGAGAUCCCCCAUCCUUCGGAUGCCCAGUUGGCUAGAGACAGGACUCUCAGAGAUGCGACUGGAUAAGGACAAAUUUUAUGUGAACCUGGAUGUGAAGCAUUUCUCCCCUGAGGAGCUGAAGGUGAAGGUGCUCGGGGACAUGAUCGAGAUCCACGGGAAGCACGAGGAGCGCCAGGACGAGCACGGCUUCAUCGCCAGGGAGUUCAGCAGGAAAUAUCGGAUCCCGGACGACGUGGACCCGCUGAGCAUCACGUCCUCGCUGUCGCUGGACGGGGUGCUGACCGUCAGCGCUCCCCGCAAGCAGAGCGAUGUCCCCGAGCGCAGCAUCCCCAUCACCCGCGAGGACAAACCCGCCAUCGCAGGCGCCCAGAGGAAGUGAGGGCUGCUCUGCUGUCCCCAAACCACCCCUGCAGGGUCAUUCCACAGCUCCUUCCUCCGCCAGGUGCCGGCUGCACCCAGUGGCUGCUCGUAUUAUUUAUGCUGAGUAAGUUUACUAACGAAUAAAACCAUGGAGAAGCA